This is a messenger RNA of Pipistrellus nathusii (Nathusius's pipistrelle), 1740 nucleotides long. The record is from the annotation of a GenBank genome assembly. Lineage: Eukaryota; Metazoa; Chordata; Mammalia; Chiroptera; Vespertilionidae.
AUGGAUCCGCAGCCCCCGCCACCCGCCCAGGGCAGCCCGCCUCACCGCGGCCGGGGGGGCCGGGGCCGGGGCCGGGGCGGCCGGGGCCGUGGCCGGGGCCGAGGCCGGGGUGCCCGGGGGGCCGCCGGCGCCCCCCGCGCGCCCCUGCCCUGCCCGACGUGCGGCCGCCUCUUCCGCUUCCCCUACUACCUCUCGCGCCACUGGCUGAGCCACUCGGGGCUGCGGCCGCACGCCUGCCCGCUGUGCCCCAAGGCCUUCCGCCGGCCCGCGCACCUCGCCCGCCACCUGCGCGGCCACGGCCCGCAGCCGCCGCUGCGCUGCGCCGCCUGCCCCCGCACCUUCCCGGAGCCCGCGCAGCUGCGGCGCCACCUGGCCCAGGAGCACGCGGGCGGCGAGGCGGGGCUGGACCCGCAGGACCCCGCCGACGGCGACGGCAACGCGGCCGCCACUGAGCCGCCCGGCCCCGCCGGCCCCGGGGCCGCCCCGGAGGAGCAGGAGGAGCAGGAGGAGGAAGAGGAGGAGCAGGAGGAGGCCGCGUGGCCGGACACGUGGGCCGCAGGGGAGCCGGACGCGCCCCCCGCGCCCCCCGCGCGCGCCGAUGCCCGGGCAUCGGGGGCGGCGGAAGCGGAGGCCGCGGAGGCCGGGGCGGCGGCCGAGCUGCGGGCCGAGCUGGCGCGGGCGGCCGGGCGGCAGGAGGAGAAGCAGGUGCUGCUGCAGGCGGACUGGACGCUGCUGUGCCUGCGCUGCCGCGAGGCCUUCGCCACGAAGGGCGAGCUGAAGGCGCACCCGUGCCUGCGCCCCGAGGGCGAGCAGGAGGGCGAGGGCGCGGGGGGCCCGCCGCCGCGCCCCAAGCGCCACCAGUGCCCCGUCUGCCUCAAGGCCUUCGCCAGGCCCUGGUCGCUGUCCCGCCACCGCCUGGUGCACUCCACCGACCGCCCCUUCGUGUGCCCGGACUGCGGCCUGGCCUUCCGCCUGGCCUCCUACCUCCGCCAGCACCGCCGCGUGCACGGCGCGCUCAGCCUGCUCGCCCCGCUGCCCCCGCGCAGGGACGACCGGGCGGCGGGCGCACGGACCUCGGGGAAGGGGCCCGAUGGCGGCGAGGGCCAGGCCGGCCCCGAGGGGGCGGGAGAAGGCGGCGGCGGCGGGCAGAACGGGGGCGAUGCGGCCCCAGGGACCCGGCCUCCCGCCGCCGCCGGGGAGCCCCGCUUCUGGUGCCCGGAGUGCGGCAAGGGCUUCCGGCGCCGCGCGCACCUGCGGCAGCACGGGGUCACCCACUCCGGGGCGCGCCCCUUCCAGUGCGUGCGCUGCCAGCGCGAGUUCAAGCGCCUGGCCGACCUGGCGCGCCACGCGCAGGUGCACGCGGGCGGCCCGGCCCCGCACCCCUGCCCGCACUGCCCGCGCCGCUUCUCGCGCGCCUACAGCCUCCUGCGCCACCAGCGCUGCCACCGCGCCGAGCUGGAGCGCGCGGCCGCGCUGCAGGCGCUGCAGGCCCAGGCCCCGCCGUCCCCGCCCGCGCCCUCGGGGCCCGGCGGCGAGGAGGGGCUGCCUCUGCCCCUCGCCCGCAUCAAGGAGGAGCCGCCCUCCCCGGGGAGCCCGCCCCGGUCCCCCCCGGCGCCCCCCGUCUUCCUCAGCGCCUCCUGCUUCGACAGCCAGGACCACUCGGCCUUUGAGGAGCUGGAGGAGGACGAGACGGACAGCAAGGCUCUCCUGCGCGGGGGCUUGGGCGGCCUGGCCUCCUGA